AUUUGAAAGCCAUGUGGUCCAUGCUCAAGAACGUUGCGUCGGUCAAGGUUUUUUACUUAGUCUUUACCCGCAUCAUUUUGGCGACUUUUUGGCGCAACUUGUGGUACUGGAACACCUUGGAAGACCGACUCCUGGCUUACGUCAAAAAGACGGCCGUAGAGGGCGACCCGGCUAGCGUCCUUGCAGCCUUUGAGAAAUACAUUCAGAAUUACGAGUGGACGAUUGCGAUAAAAUCCGCGCAAAAACAAAAGACGGAAGAAGUUGUCAAGAAGGCGGCCCCGAAAAUCUGCUUCGAGAUGGGUUGCUACGUGGGCUUGUCAGCCAUUACCGUGGCUAGUCAGAUUCCGCCGGGUGGUCGCCUGAUCACUGUGGAGUAUGUACCAAAAACAGCCGAUGUGGCGAGGGAACUAGUCCACUUUGCUGGUCUUGAUCAGGUUAUAACUGUGGUCACAGGAACGGCAGAAGACACCAUUAAAGUCCUCCGCAGCGAGUACCACGUGGACAAGCUGGAUUUCGUCUUCGUCGAUCAUUGCAAGUGGCAGUACCUACCCGACCUUAAGCUACUGGAGAAAGAGCGGUUGCUACGCAAGGGAACCAUUAUCAUGGCUGACGACACGCUGUGGCCUGGUGCCCCUGACUACCUCGAAUACGUGGAGAACGACCCCAGGUACCAGACCGAGCGAUUUUACCGCACAGUGCCCAUGUUCAACGUACGUGACGCUUUGGCAAUUUCUGUCUACACAGGGGACGAUUAA
Patiria miniata (bat star) is the source of this 755-nucleotide messenger RNA. Its product is annotated as catechol O-methyltransferase-like. The record is from RefSeq and is a predicted model, not a curated record. The transcript is spliced from 3 exons. The coding region runs from base 12 to 755 and encodes 247 amino acids. Gene Ontology annotation, biological process: dopamine metabolic process; developmental process; catecholamine catabolic process. Gene Ontology annotation, molecular function: catechol O-methyltransferase activity. NCBI's taxonomy places the organism in Eukaryota, Metazoa, Echinodermata, Asteroidea, Valvatida, Asterinidae.